Dentiscutata erythropus is the source of this 1437-nucleotide messenger RNA. The record is from the annotation of a GenBank genome assembly. NCBI's taxonomy places the organism in Eukaryota, Fungi, Glomeromycota, Glomeromycetes, Diversisporales, Gigasporaceae.
AUGUCAUUAUUUCGUAUCUCUUCUCGUGUUUCUUUUGGCAUAUCAAAGGUUGUUAUAUGUAAACCGGCAUUAAAUCAAGUUUUUCCAACUUCUUUUGUUGGUAUUGCUCGGUUAUACGCUUCGAAACCAAAAACUCUUAAAGAGCGCCUACAUGAACUAGUUCCUGAAAAGCAAGAAGAAGUAAAAAAUAUCAAAAGAGAACAUGGUGCUAAAAGCUUGGGAAAUGUUACGGUCGAUAUGGCUUAUGGUGGUAUGAGGGGUAUCAAAGGCUUAAUAUGGGAAGGUUCUGUGUUGGACCCGGACGAAGGUAUUGAGUUCCGUGGUUAUACCAUCAAUGAAUGUCGGGAACUACUUCCAAAAGCAGACGGUGGUGAAGAGCCGUUACCUGAAGGUCUUUUUUGGCUCCUAGUAACUGGUGAAAUUCCUUCAAAAGAACAAGUUCAAGCACUUUCAGCCGAAUUAGCAGCUCGCUCGGCGAUUCCUUCAUUUGUUGAAGAUCUUAUCGACAGAUGCCCAAAUACUCUACAUCCGAUGUCUCAAUUCUCAUUGGCUGUCACAGCUCUACAACAUGAUUCGAAUUUUGCAAAAGCUUAUCAGACCGGCGUUAAUAAGAAUGAAUAUUGGCAAUACUUAUACGAAGAUGCAAUGGAUUUAAUUUCUAAGUUACCAAAUGUGGCCGGCAGAAUUUACAGAAAUGUUUAUAAAGAUGGUAAAGUGCCGCCGAUUGAGCCAGACAAGGAUUAUUCGUAUAAUUUGGCAAAAAUUUUAGGAUAUUCGGAUAAUAAGGAUUUUGUGGAAUUAUUGAGACUUUACCUCACAAUUCAUUCUGAUCAUGAAGGUGGAAACGUAUCUGCUCAUACGAUGAGAUUAGUAGGAAGUGCACUUUCUGACCCAUUUAUUGCAUUUUCGGCGGCUCUAAAUGGUUUGGCAGGUCCAUUACAUGGUCUUGCCAAUCAGGAAGUAGUUCGUUGGAUUUUCCAAAUGAAGGAUACUAUCGGUGAUUCACCCUCCGAUGAAACUGUUAAAGAAUAUGUCUGGAAUACCCUGAAGUCCGGAAAAGUAGUCCCGGGUUACGGACAUGCUGUUCUCCGUAAAACGGAUCCAAGAUACUCAGCACAACGUGAUUUCGCAUUAAAACAUCUUCCAAAUGAUCCUCUUUUCAAGCUCGUAUCACAACUCUAUAAUAUUGUACCUGGUGUAUUACUUGAACACGGUAAAACAAAAAAUCCUUGGCCGAAUGUUGACGCUCAUUCGGGUGUAUUAUUACAGUAUUAUGGCCUAGUUGAGCAAAACUAUUAUACUGUACUUUUCGGUGUCUCAAGAUCUUUAGGUGUUUUAAGCCAGUUAAUUUGGGAUAGAGCUUUAGGUUUUCCUAUUGAAAGGCCAAAAUCAUACUCAUCCGCAUUAAUCAAAAAGAUGUUUGAAGGACAACAAUAA